AUGAGUGUGAUGAUGAGCAGCUGGAAGAUGAAGCUGAUGCUAGCUUGCGGGAACAAGACGAGGAAUGCCGCUAUGACAGCGACGAGAAACCAAGAUGCCAAGGAGGGGCGCUGUCAUAACUCGCAACCUCAGCGACAACCGAAGCAGUUUGGAGGCAAACACAUCCGUGUGGACAUUGCUGGAGCCCGGAGUCAAUUGUCCAAGGGAGCCGUCUCUUACGAUAAGGAUCGUUCCAUCUUUGUUGGAAACCUGCCUUUAGAUGUCGAGGAUGAAGAGCUCUAUGCUCUGUUUUCUGUUCCUGAUGUGGCGCUGGAGGCUGUGCGUGUCGUCAGAGAUCAGAAGACCAACAUUGGCAAAGGUUUCGCAUUUGUGCUGUUCAAGUCCAAGGUUCGUGCUGUGCCUUCAAAACUUGUACCUCACUCAGCAUUCCAGGACGAUGUCAAGCAUACAUUUGAAAGAGGUGCUCUUGAGCUGCGCAACAGGAAGCUGAGGCUUCGUCGAGUAUCUAAUCGCAGCCAACAAGAGACAACGAAACCAAGGCGCCGCUACAACAAGCCUGCAACAGAAAGCAAGGUGAAGACUCGGAGUUACGAAGGUAGCCGUUCUGGACAAAAGAGACGCGCCUUUCCCCAGCGACUCACUGUGGCAGGCAAAGACGCCAAAGAGGGUGAGGCAAGAAAGAAGAAAAGGCCUGCAGUUCUCGCAAGGAAGGCCAAACAGAAGGGCCUUGAAGUUCCCACAUCCAGUAAAAAGAAUAAGCCUGGGAAGAAAACUUGA
This is a messenger RNA of Selaginella moellendorffii, 777 nucleotides long. RefSeq names its product nucleolar protein 12-like. The coding region runs from base 1 to 777 and encodes 258 amino acids. The record is from RefSeq and is a predicted model, not a curated record. Gene Ontology annotation, molecular function: RNA binding. NCBI's taxonomy places the organism in Eukaryota, Viridiplantae, Streptophyta, Lycopodiopsida, Selaginellales, Selaginellaceae. The transcript has 4 exons.